Messenger RNA from Maniola jurtina (meadow brown), 5656 nucleotides. Its product is annotated as 1-phosphatidylinositol 4,5-bisphosphate phosphodiesterase epsilon-1-like. The coding region runs from base 253 to 5517 and encodes 1754 amino acids. Gene Ontology annotation, biological process: small GTPase-mediated signal transduction; lipid metabolic process; phosphatidylinositol-mediated signaling. The record is from RefSeq and is a predicted model, not a curated record. NCBI's taxonomy places the organism in Eukaryota, Metazoa, Arthropoda, Insecta, Lepidoptera, Nymphalidae. The transcript has 39 exons. Gene Ontology annotation, molecular function: phosphatidylinositol-4,5-bisphosphate phospholipase C activity; guanyl-nucleotide exchange factor activity.
ACGCUGGACCUCGGCGGAGAAGGCGUCCUCGGCGCGGUCAGCGACCGUCACCUGAUACGCCGCGCUCCCCCCACACACACCCCCCCACAGAGAAGCAGCGUCGGCACGCUCAUACGAAGGUUCAACGAGGUCUCCGCGUGGGUGACGGAGCUGGUGCUCUCACAGUCCUCAUCAGAAGAGAGGAAGGUGACCCUGGCUUGCAUCCUUCGAGUGGCUCUCACUUGCUGGAACAUCGGCAACUUCAACGGCGCAAUGGAGAUCGUUGCUGGGUUGAAAUCGCACAAGCUAAAGUCCUUUUGGCUGAGCAUAUCUGAGGAACCACUCCCAGUGCUGGACUUCCUCUCAGCGGCACUGCUCUCUGCGGAGUACGAGCGAGCCCUGGCGCGAGCACUAGCCAUGCCUGAAUGCAGACUGAUACCUUUCUUCGGAGCUUUUUUAAGAGAACUUAGGGAAAUCCUUGCUGCUACACCUCCUUUAACGAGCCAUUCAGUAGCCGCCACGCCGACGCACAGAAGGGACUUCAAACGAGACUCAGACAGAUCUUCAAUAAAAAGAGACACAAGAAGAGAGAGCGGGAAGAGGAUAGACCAAAACACACCCAGCCCCUUCCGGGAGAGCAGCAAACGAGACCCUCGGUACAGCGAGCCUAGUAGACAAGUGUACAUAGCAUCGUUCGACGAGGAAGGCGAGCAGUUCCGCCGGGUGGGACCCGAGGGUCUGGUGAACUUGGAGAAGGUGUACCGCACGCAGGCGGUCAUGGACCACAUCGCCAGCUUCCACCAGCACCGGUACAGCCUCGCCAGGACCACGGCGCCGCUGUUCGGAGACUAUUUGAGAACAGCCAUAGCAUCAUGCGAAAACCCCGUCUUCGUUCAGGCGCAACAGAGGACCAAUGGAACUGACUUCGAGAACGAGGCCUUAUACGAGCUGGAGGGUGGAGGGUACUGUCCCGUUCAACCCCUACCGCACGACCAUGGAGUCACCAUGUUCCCUCUCGCACCACAAAAUGGAGAGAGGAUGGAUAGGCAUAUUUUACAGAUAAUGCACCAUGGCACGUCCUGCGUAGUUGGAGAGGCGGAAUGGGGAGGUUCAUUCGCGCACCUCAGGCUAGAGAGGUCCUGCGCACUCCUCACAUGGAGUAGAACGACGCAUCGACCGCACGCGCAUCAUGGUGAAACCCCAUCAGAAAAUGUACAGCAACCUGAAAUUAGUUUAUCAUACAACCCUGAAGAAGUCAUACCGCUCAAAUAUUCAGGGAAUUUAGUGCACGAAAAUGAAGCUGGUGUGGUUGGAGAUGAAGGUUUCAUCGACCUCCAAUGCGUAAAAGACAUGCGACUGAACGGCAAACUAAUAGAACCUCGCGACAUAGCGGAGCUGUGUGCGUCUGCCAAACGACUUGGCUUAGAAACCUGCAGUCAGCGACCACACGUCAUAUCACUAGUAUACGGAAAGACUCUUAGCGAUAAUAGAAUAGUCCAUUUUGUUCUACCACCAUACUCUUUCAGGGUAUGGUCAGUCGGUCUACAUUCAGUCAUCAAGUCACUCAUAAGUCAGACCAAGUUGGCAGACAGGAGUCUGGCGUGGCUUAAGAAUAAAUACACUGCCUUAUACUAUGAAGAUGCCUGCUGUUGCGAACCUUUGGUUUCGGACGCGAUACGGGUAUUUGGAGGUCGGGAAUCAAUAUACGGAAGCUCCUCUCACUCCACCCCAGUCAAAUACACAGACUCUCACAGCGACUCAAUGAAGAGUGCUGGCAUGAAGUUCAAGAAGAACAAAUCCACUUCAGAGCUGAAGAGUUCGCCGAGGAGUUUCAGCUCUCACGCCUCUGGGACGAGGAGUGACGAUGACGCAGCCCAGGGGUCUCCAAGACACAGUUCAUAUUCGGCCGCGUCCAGUCAGCACACAUCGUGCACGCAGCGCCACAGCAGUCUGACCACCAGCGCUCACAGCAGCUCGCCUAACCGCAGUAGUUUGAGAAGACUAGAGACCAGCGAGAGAUUCUGGGAGAACCUCAAGCAUCUGCGGACGGGCUCUGUGGGAUACGACACCCAGUUGGACUUCAUGGACUUCGUUGCCUUAUUCCGGAGUUUCAGUCUAGUUAUGAGAUCUGAGCUGCGAGACGUGUUCGAGCAGCUCGCGGUCCCCAGGAUGAAGAGCUCCCUCCUCGGGGCUGAGAUGAGCAGGAGUUCCCCAGAACUGUUCAGAAGUAAAACUGGUUUUCGAACGGGAUUACUAACAAGGAAUGGUUCGUUGGACUUGGAACCGCCAAGUGACAAGGCGAGCAGGAAAAAGGCCUUCGACAUCCUCGCGGCAGCUGCCUUACCAGGUGCCACUCCAGAUCUAAGCGGGCGGGUGCUUUCUCUGCCUACCCUCGGGAAAUUCUGCGAGACGAGACAAUGUGAACCAAAGACUGAGCAACAACUAAAAGACAUUAUACAGAGGCAUGAACCAGAUCCCUCAUUGAGGAGUGAGAACUGCCUCUCGUUCGAAGGCUUCGUGAGGUUCCUCACAGAUAAGGACAACUAUGCAUUUGUGCCUGAACAGAGAAGAGCUAACAACUUUGUCAGCAAGCCCACUCAAGAAGACGAUAUACCCAAGGAGUUGUCCAAGGAAAUGUCGGGUCCCCUGAGUCAAUACUACAUCGCGAGCAGCCACAACACCUACCUCACUGGCCACCAGCUCAAGGGAGAGUCCUCCGUCGAACUGUACAGCCAGGUGUUGUUGACAGGCUGUCGUUGUGUGGAGCUGGACUGCUGGGAUGGUGAUGAUGGCAACCCUGUCAUCUACCAUGGGCAUACGUUUACCACUAAAAUACCCUUUCGAAGAGUUGUGGAGACCAUUGCAAGAAGUGCCUUUGUGACGUCACCAUAUCCUUUGAUAUUGAGCAUCGAAAAUCACUGCAGUCUGCCACAGCAACAAGUUAUGGCCAGCACUUUUGAGGCAGUGUUCGGAGAUCAACUGGUGACGUCGUUUCUGUUCGAAGUUGAUUAUACGGACGAACCCCGACUGCCCAGUCCAGAGCAGUUGAAAUAUAAGGUUUUAAUAAAAAACAAAAAGAUGUUGCCAGUUGAGUCGAGUCCAACGAUAGGAUUGACCGGCGCCAGCUCAGCGCAGGGAUAUGGCGGCGUGCUUGCAACCGCUUUUAGGUCAAAUGGCAUCAGACACACAAGUUCCUCCUUACCAGACGCGAGUAACAGAACAAGUUCCAUCAUGUCCAACCAGUCAGCCGGGUCCUCACUCACGGAGUACUUCUCUGAUGAAGACUACGAUGAAGAUGAUGAGAUUGAUGAAAAAGAACUCCACAAAAUCCUUAACUCAUUAGAAGAGAAGGCCGGUCGGACGUCCCUUUCCCUCUACCAGAGUUUCCGCAGGAGUGAGGGAGAGAGCGAAGCAGCGGGUGCCAUGAAACACGCAACCACCAGGAAAAGGAGCAACCAGAUCGCGAGGGAACUUAGCGAUAUGGUUACUUAUGUACAGGCAAUAAAGUUCCGUGGCCUCAACCCCAUCUCGCCGAGGAGUUCCAUCAAGCACGCCAGCAACACUGUCAAAGAUAACUCCAGCGCCGCCGCCUGCAGCAGCUUCGAGUCCUCCGAGAGCAGCGACAGCACGGGAGAUAGAACGCAACUAGCGCUGGGUGGUCAACACUCUCGCGCGCGGUGCCUCAACACCCCCGCAGCGCAUCACCCCUGCUACAGGUGCUCUUCCGUCAACGAGGCGAUCGCCAAGAAGAUCUGCAGGAAACACCCCCUUGCUCUCAUCGCGCAUACUGAAACCCAGCUCGUCAGGACUUAUCCCGCCGGCCUAAGAAUAGACUCAUCGAACUUCGACCCUGUGACCUUCUGGUCGUGUGGUGUCCAACUAGUAGCACUGAACUAUCAGACCGAGGAUGCGGCGAUGGCCGUCAACGCGGCGAUGUGCGAGAGCAACGGCUGUCUGGGCUACGCGCGCAAACCACGCGUCAUGUGGGACCCCAACCAUAUCGCUUACAGAAGAUUCAACCCAAUGGACAAGGAAUUCGACGGCAUCCACGCCGCCCAUUUGACAUUAGCUGUCAUCUCUGGGCAGUACGUCGCAGAGAAUGUCUACUCCUUCUACAACGCGUACGUGGAGGUGGAGAUAUUGGGCGUGCCCGCGGACUGCAAGAAAAUCAAGACCAGAGUCGCCAGACGAAACGCUUUGAACCCUAUAUGGAAUGAAACGUUUACUUUCAAGGUAAAUUUUCCUGAGCUGGCGCUCGUACGUUUUGAAGUUUACGACGCGGAUACGAAUUAUAUGCUGUCACAGAGAGUCAUACCGUUGCAGUGCUUGAGGCCUGGAUACCGACAUGUCAGACUGAGAUCACCAACCAACCAGCCAUUAAAUAUGGCGUCUCUUCUCAUAUUCUCCCGCUGUUCUGAAGAGUUGGCUGGUGAGAGUUGCAGAGCUGAUGCUGAGCCAGGCUCCCCCACUCAGCGGCGCAAGAUCCACUUCCUGGUGGUGCACGCGGUGGUGCUAAGCGAGCCUUACUCCAUACUAAAGGUGACGAGGGAUACUACCACCAACGAGGCCAUAGCCCAAUGCCUAACAAAAGCCGGAGUCUGCAAGUCCUCAAGAGGGAACUACGUCCUGGUUGAGGAGGUUCCCUCUCGAGCGCCCACGCAGAGGGUCCUGGCUCCUCAUGAGAGGGUGCUAAAGGCUGCCACGUCGAGGCCUGGAGCCAGGUUGCUGCUGAAGAGGAUUGGUGAUGACCCCAGCAGUAGAGCCUGGUUGACGAGUAUCAGGUCAGCCUCAACAGACAGAUCCCGGGACCACUCAGUGCCUUCGGAUGAAGACUCCAGCACGCAGGAGGAGCCGAGGAAACCUCCGGAUAGCUUUCUCGUCUGCGUUCAUAAUGUUUGCCAUGAAAUCCCUUACGCCAUCUUGAAGGUACCACUCACCGCAACGGCUUCUUACGUUAUCUACCAAGCGUUGACUAAAGCCAGGUGCCAAGAUGACCCCAAACGAUUCGUGUUAGUAGAGGAGUUGGAGUGGGGUGGUAGAGCAGGCGCCGGUCCUCAGCAAAGAGCCCUUGCUGAUGACGAAGUUGUCUAUGCUACUCAGGCAAGUUGGAAAACGCUGGGAAGGUUCGUUUUACAAGAAAGAGGCAGCACAGUCCCAUUGCCACGACACCGGGCAUGCAUAGCGCGAAUACAACGCGGGCUAAGCAUGACUAGAGGAGCUAUUGCUGGUGGUCCUCUGGGCAGCAUCAUAUCAAGUGACAACGUGGCCACAACAGAGUUCAAAACCCCGGUGCAGACGGCUUAUAGCGAUCCUACACAUUGCAGAAGGGUGUCCACAACGCCGCUUGGCAAAGGCAUAGGGCGAGCGAAAGGUCACUCAGACAAAGACAUCCGGUCAUACACGCAAAGAAGAGCUGGCACUAGGGAGGUCCACUCGGAGGGAGAGGUGGGAGGGUCGUUGGGCGCGGAGGCUUUGGCAGCUCAAGUGGCGCGGUUCAAGAGAGUAUCUUUACGGAAGCUGAGGGCUUGGCGAUCCUGAGUGUGGGAGGCCUUCCGCCGGCUCAGCAUGAGCUUGGCGAACCAUCGAGCUUCCCUCUCCUCCGAACUAGGAUCUCUAUGGGACUUCUUCCGCAUCGAUCGAGAGCGCCGCCGCUCCGCACCCGCCUCCACCCCCUUCG